Molecule: messenger RNA, 3469 nt
Organism: Anas platyrhynchos (mallard)
Lineage: Eukaryota; Metazoa; Chordata; Aves; Anseriformes; Anatidae
Gene: ABCG8
Product: ATP binding cassette subfamily G member 8
Biological process (GO): cholesterol homeostasis; cholesterol efflux; transmembrane transport
Cellular component (GO): signaling receptor complex; plasma membrane
Molecular function (GO): ABC-type transporter activity; ATP binding; ATP hydrolysis activity
Source: RefSeq, a predicted model, not a curated record
GAGCAGGGGAGUAUUUCCCUGUCCACAGGGUCACACCAGCCGCAGAGACGCAGCGUGCCAGGGGACAGGGUGCUGCAACAAAAGGGGCUGGGAAGAGCCAAGCUCAAAGGCAAGGGGAGAAGGCUCGCCCCGCUUCUCAACAAACCCAUUGCCAGAGCACCGCAGGGUGCACGGCCCUGCACUGCCACCAUGGAGGGACCCCCUGAGCACAUCCCGCUGGAAGGUGGUGGCUGGAGCCAGGCAGCACAGGAGACCAAGGCCCAGGACAGUAUCUUUUGCUCUGAAGAAGAUAACAGCCUGUAUUUCACAUACAGCGGAAAAUCAAAUGUUCUUGAGGUCAAAGAACUCAACUAUCAGGUUAACACGGCAUCCCAGAUUCCCUGGUAUGAGAAACUCACGCAGAUGCAAAUGCCAUGGACCUGGAACUCAGGUCCUAAUUCUCGUGUGUCAGUAAUCCAGAAUCUGAAUUUAAAAGUUCAAAGUGGCCAGAUGCUAGCUAUUAUAGGGAGCACUGGUGGUGGAAAGACAUCCUUGCUUGACGUGAUAACCUGCCGGGAUCACGGAGGGAAAAUCAAGUCUGGUCAAAUCAUGAUCAAUAACAAACCCAGCACCCCCCAGCUUGUCAAGAAAUGCAUUGCACACGUGCGGCAGGAUGACCGACUGCUUCCCCACCUGACUGUCAGAGAAACGCUACUGUUCGUUGCCAAACUGCGCCUUCCAAAGUUUUUCUCAGACUCACAAAGAGAAAAAAGGGUGGAAGAUGUUAUAGCAGAACUACGCUUGCGGCAGUGUGCAAACACGAGGGUAGGCAACGAGUACCUCCGUGGUGUUUCAGGAGGUGAGAGGCGGAGAGUGAGCAUCGGUGUGCAGCUGCUCUGGAACCCAGGAAUUCUGAUACUUGAUGAACCCACAUCUGGACUGGACAGUUUUACUGCACAUAACCUUGUGAUAACGUUAUCCAGACUGGCCAGAGGAAACAGAUUAGUUCUUCUUUCACUGCAUCAGCCCCGGUCAGAUAUCUUCCAACUCUUCGAUUUAGUUCUCCUGAUGUCUUCUGGAGUCACUGUCUAUUCCGGAACAGCCAAGGACAUGGUCCAAUAUUUCACAGAACUAGGCUAUCCCUGCCCAAGGUACAGCAACCCUGCAGAUUUCUACGUUGAUUUGGCCAGCAUCGAUAAACAGACUGCAGAAAAGGAGAUAGAGAGCCGAAAAAGGGCAAAUAUUCUUGCCAGCUUGUUCCUAGAAAAAAUCAAGACUUUUGAUGAUUUCUUAUGGAAAGCUAAUGAAGACGACAACGUUGUGAACACAGUCAGCCAAAAAAGCUCCCCUGUAAAAUCAGAAGAGGCUAUCCACAUGCCUUACCAUGCCAGCAAUCAAUUACCAGGCGUCUUAAGGCAGUUCACUGUAUUAUUAAGUCGUCAAGUCUCCAAUGACUUCAGAGAUCUUUCAACACUACUAGUCCAUGGAGUUGAGGCCCUCAUCAUGUCAUUAUUAAUAGGAUUUUUGUACUAUGGCCAUGGAGAAAGCAGACUCUCUAUUCGUGACACAACAGCACUGUUGUACAUGAUAGGUGCACUAAUCCCGUUCACAGUGAUUUUGGAUGUCAUUGCCAAAUGUCAUUCAGAAAGAGCUAUGCUUUAUCAUGACUUGGAAAGUGGAAUGUAUUCCGUUAGCCCAUACUUCUUUGCUAAGAUUUUAGGGGAACUCCCUGAGCACUGCGCUUUUGUUCUAAUUUACGGGGUUCCCAUCUAUUGGCUGGCAAACCUCAUGCCUGACCCAGAGCAUUUCCUGCUGAACUUCUUCUCGGUGUGGCUGGCUGUGUAUUGUGCCCGCGGGAUGGCACUUUGGGUGGCAGCACUGUUGCCAACCUUACAGCUCUCAGCUUUCUUAGGCAACGUCCUUUUCACAUCAUUCUACCUGAGUGGUGGUUUUGUGGUAAGCCUGGAAAACCUCUGGACAGUUCCAUUUUGGGUUUCUAAAGUGUCUUUUCUAAGAUGGAAUUUCCAAGGCAUGAUGCAAAUUCAGUUCACUGAAGCCAAAUAUGAAAUGACUGUUGGAAACGUUACUCUUCACAUUCCAGGAAAACUUGUAGUUAAGUCUAUGGGCCUGGAUUCACAGCCUCUCUAUGUAAGCUAUCUCAUCCUUGGUGGCAAUAUUAUUGUUUUCCUGCUUUUAUACUACUUAUCAUUAAGAUUCAUCAAGCAAAAAUCAAACCAAGACUGGUAACAGUAAGACAAGCAGAUGGGGCAGCAGGCUACAACAUUCCUUGCAAGAAAACAUGGCAAGCCCAAAGUUUACUUUUGGUAACCCUUGCGAAGGCACUGGGAGAGAAGAUCCCUGCUGAGUUCCGCUGUACGAAGCGAGUCCGGUUCGCCACAGGAUGGCAGCAGAACACCAGGAGUUGGAAGCCAGGUUGUGCUCCUCCAUUCAGACAAACCGUGAUAAAAUUCAGACUUUAACAUGGUGGUUUUUCCAUUUUUUUUUUAAAUUUGUUUGUUUGGUGUACAGUUUUAUGUGUGACACCUAUAUGCACUGCAUGCACCUUGAAAUAUUCUGAGCUAUGAGUUGCCAAUUUAAAAGGACCGAUUCCACAUUGUAAUAGCUGAUGUUCUAGGUCACAAUCUUUGAAUGCAUGGCAAUCACAUACUUAACCAGAAGAGCUCUAAGAGAAGUAGGAUCAGCACACACAAAACACUACUUACUGCAGCACGUACUCUGCAUUCACUACUCAUAAGAAGGAAAACAGAGGAAAGCAACAUAAAAAUUUUCACUGAAGCUUUGGGAAAACAUGCGUGGAUGACAAACACCAGUAUUAGUUAUUCCGUGCUGUUUCUAAUUGCUUAUGUGUUUAAAGACUUUGCCUUUGUGUUCCAGUUAGAUGCUGUUGAUGCCCAAAGUAAUCUAUACAGUGAAAAAGUACUUUUUUUUUUAACAGAUAAUUUUUCUUAUCUUUUUGGAUCUAUUUUUACAGUAUAAAUACACACAAAGUGAUUAUUAAUCACAUCUUUCUCUGUGAUAUUACUAGACACAGCAAUUUGCCAGUUUUGGUUCCUAAGAUUCACAGGUAGAAAAUACCAAAACUGCCCACCCAAUAAUUAAAAAUCUAAUGGUGCAACCUCUGAAAUGCUUGUACUUAUGCGCUUUCUUAAGUUCAGCCAUAAGACACAAAUGCUCAGAAAAUUUGUAACAGUAAAUAGCUAUAAUCCACACACAGUCACAGUAACUACAUGUGCAAAUUAGAUGUACAGUUGUUAAAAAUAUUUUAUAAGAUUAGCUUGAUUUUAAACAUUUGGGUGCAUAUCUCUGUGCUUAUAUGCAUCAAAAAAGCAAAGCACAUCAUUAAAUGGAAGUAGAACAGAUACGUUGCACGCAGUGGAAAACUCCUAGUGCUAUGGACUAUGGAUACGGGAUACUUAUGUAAAUCCUCUUUUAUUUGUUCUUUAAAGAAAUUGAAAUGAAAGAACAUCAA